UCCAAAUCUGCUCAUGUGGAGGUAAAGUCUUUGAACUUGAUUUUUUCUAAUGACAAUUUUGGGGUUUGAAACGCGUACAAAUUGUUUAUCGGAUAUUUUCAUUGCUUAGCAACAAACAGGGAAAUAUCCGAAAAAUAUCCGAAGUAAAACUCUCUUACUUGUACCACGUGACGGGAAAUGCCACCAUUUGAUUGGUUGAAAUUGGGAUGAAAAAAAUAAUCAAAAAUAUUUUACAGGAGGAACAAAAUAAAAAUUUACGGUGAUAAAAAGAAAACAUAAAAAAUCACACAAUAAAAUAGAGAACUAUUGGAUCAUGAACAGGAGUUAUCUAAAUCAUAUCAAAACAAUUCGACUAUGAACUUUAAUUAUUUAUUUAUCGCACGCAAAAGGUAUAUCUUUUCCUAUGAUAUCUCCAACAACGGCCUCUUAAUGACCAAAGUCUUCACACUCUGGACCCAUUUCACAAAAGGCCCUUGUUUAUUAAUUCCUUUCUGCUCUUCUCUGGUUCUAUUUAUCAAAACUAUUCCAAACAUUUCGAUACUAUUCAGAAAAAAAAACUAUAAAAUACUGACAUGGACUAAACACACCUACGGACAGACGAUUAAUGUUCCUCCACACAUACCAAAUACUUUCAAUAAGAGAAGACAAUUUUAGGACGUCUUUAAAUUCAAUAAAUCUCACAACAGCAAUUUUUCUUCAAAUUUCUUUUUCUGAAAUUAUAUUUUCCUCCCAGUGCAUUUCUUUUGGAUCUCAAAAAAUGCGAUAAAUUCUGUGAAGAAUAUUUUUACAUUUUUUCGAACAAGUGACCCAUUGUAAACAUCACCAAGAAAUACGGAAACACUUCGGCCGCUUAUGACCUACCCAAUCCAACACGUGGACAACCCAAUAGACACAAGGACCUCCUUCAAUGGUGACUCUCCAACGGUCUCUCGAGUAAACCACAUCGGAUUAUCAACUCAGCUACUUUUAUAUCGAGUCUUUCCUUUUGUAAAAAGGACAUACACCUCAAAUCUCGAAUCGAAUCGAACAUAUCGAAAUUCCGUAACACUUAUUCGUGAUUGGUAGAUACAUUCACAGCGGCAAAAUUUGAAUUUCACAAGUACACAAGUAUCAAGUAAAUCAAGUCAAAGGAUGAGUUAAUUAGUAGAAAAUAAAAACUUUGUUAGAAAAUGGAAAUGAAACAAGUUACUCAUCAAAUGUAAAUAUCUAUAUCUUAUCGAAACUCCUGUAUUUUCCAAGUCGUCUUACAGCUUCAAGACAUUUAAAAUUUUGCAUGUUGCCUACAAGUGGGAAAUAGAUCAGCUGUGAAUAUAUCAGCAAUUUUUAAAAAUCCAUGUUUACGAAAUGAUGACGUGUUCAACGUCAUACGCGAUUACUUCAGGAUCAUUUUGGUAUAAUUAUUUUGAAUUUAAAUAUUACAUUGACUUUUUAUAUCCCUAUAAUUCAACUGCUCUACUCAUACAGUAGUUAAAAUAAGGUGCGCUCACCGCAAAUGUGACUUAAAUAAAAAAUAUCACAACAAUUAAGAUCAACCAAAUCGCGCGCGGUGGCGCGCGACUAUGUCUCGUCUUUCCCUAAAAUCGCAUAUGUUAAAAACGUAAUAACGAUCGUGUCAUAUAAUUAAAUAAUGGAAGAUAUUUAUUUAUUUAUCACAAUUUCCUCAGGUGAAAAUGUAUUUCACCUGAAAAAUGGCCUCAGGUGAAACUAUUUUUUCCAGAAUUCAGUGAUUAUCGCAGACACGUAAAAGCUUGGAUUACAGUUACAAGCUAACGUCGGGUAACGGUCGAGGUGUUCCUCCUUGAGUGCGGCAAUUGGGUCAGCCGGUUGAAACACUUUUAUUAAUAAAAGCCUUCAUUUUUAAUGUUGUAUAUUCUUCCAUAAUUUCCGUGAUACGUUUUAUUCAGUGAUCAAUUAUCACGAUCGACUUUACUGCAAGUGGAUGUGGUGAAUUAAGUUGUGUAGCGGUUCUAAUAACGCUUCGACGACUCCAUAAAUGCUGAGAGCUGGUGCAUCAACAUCCUGGGGUGUGGCGGAAGUCUUCCAGAUUGGAUGAUUGGAGUGAAAUAGCGGCUUCACAAUAUCACAAGAACCACAAGCAACGAGGAAUAAAUAAAAUAUGAAAAUGUCUUGCUCCGAGGAGAGCUUCCGUUUGAAUGAUGCGGUAUCAGUCUGUUCAAUGAGGAGUAAAGCGAUGAUCGAUGCCCUCUUCGAGGACACCCGAUCCAUUUGCAGUUCUACGUAUUCAGGGUGGUAUGCGAGUGCUCGGGGGUGCUCGAUCAACCAUGAGGACACAAGUACCGAGGGCAUCAAAAGAGCCAACUGUGCUGUCCAGGCCAGGAUCGAGGCGAUGUUUGCGUCAGUUGAAGCCGAGACUGGAAAAGCUGGUGAAUGUGCUGCGGCGAUACUUCCGGUCAAGUAUUUGGGAGCAGCACCAGUGGGCGGUCGAGUCGCCAGUAUCCGGGGUCUCCAGGAGCCCCUGCGUCAGCUGCUAGAGCGCCUCGACACUGCCAUAUCGGCGGAGCUCGAGAUCUCCCGCCGAGGCCUGACCUUCCGCACCUCGGAGACGUUCGAGAAAACCAAUCCCUUCCGUCGGAUCGCGGUCUGGAGUGCCCUGAAGCUGCGCUCCCGCUCAAAAGCUCCCCAGACCCCCUGCGAUAUUCAUCACGCCUUCCUCCCCCUGGUCUCCGACGAUCCCUCUCCGCAGUCCGACGAAAAGUACUCCGACCUCUACCGGAGUAUGCGAGGUCUCGAAUCCAACGUCGAGAAGUAUCCCCCCGUCUUCGCUGUCAUCAUGAGGCGUCCAGGUGCAGUUCGUGUCCUCGAGUGUCACGCGUUCGCGUGUAAAACUGAGGAGGACGCCAUCGCGGUAGCCGCCACACUCUACCGCGCCCUUCUGGCUGAUCUGGACUCAAAUCGCCGUCGACCCAGACAGUCGAACGGUCUGGGCUGCGCUAGUCUGGCUUCAGUGGCCUCAAGCUACCUGGACCCCACCUCAGUCUUCAGUAAGAUUGACUACACGAAGACGAUCGCAUCACGACCGCUGCCCUCCCACCCGAUUCGUCCCCCCAGAACCAAAAAAACAUCGACGUCCGGAUCGACAACCGACGGAAGUUCGUCCGUCAUCAAAAAUAAGAUUCCCCGGCGGAAGAAACUGUCCGAAAUCAAACCUGAAGACGUUCUCGAGGCUCGAAAGCGCCGGACUUUGUCCGAAGACUCGAGAAGUGUCUUGCAGGAACUGAAAGACGACAAAUCAGUUGCUUCCGCGACAGGAACGAACAGAAGCUCGAAGGGACGAACUUCCAGGAGCCGAAACGAGGAUAUCAACAACAUGCGGAAUAAAUUGUACUCCGGCGAUGCUGCGGUGAUGAAGAGCAAUGAUGAGAACGUCAUCUACGUGGGAAAGAUGAACAGCUACGAGAGGAGCCCGAGGAAACCGAAGACUUUCGUGUCAGAACGGAAUUAUUCGUUUGUGGAGAAGAAUGGGAGCAUCGUCGGGGAGGUGGUGGUCACCACAGAGGCUCAGCUGUAUGAUAAGAAUCAGGGGAAGUCCUUUGAAGUUGGAAAGUGUUCGUCCAUUUAUUCAGGUGGAUUUGGACCGCAGGGAGAGGAUGAUCAGUCCAAGAGCUGUGAGAACUCGAUUUAUGAGCGGCCGAUUGAGAGGAAGCUCAGCAGCCGGGAGAAGUUGUAUGAGGAGCACUUCAGGGACGCCGAUAAGAUAUUCAGUGUCGAGCAGGAGGAGAUGACAUCGCCGAGGAAUAAGCAUCAAAGGAGGGCCCAGGCACCGCAGGACAACGUUAAUGGGAACAAAAGUUGUGGGAAAUAUGACCGCGGAAACGACCGCGUCGGGGAGGAAAGGGCGGGCGCGGGGGGUGGGGACGAGAACCAGAGGCGGAACGACAGGAACUCGAGGAUUGAUGGACUCUCGAGGGGAUCCGGGGAGGAUAGGAGGAAGGGCGGUUGCGGUCAUGGGAGGGAACGGAAGAAGAGGAAUCGGGCGGGGAGCGAGCCGCCUUUGAGCAGAACUGAGGACGCGGGGAAGAAAUUGGAGGUGAAGCUGAAGAGGUCCCAGAGCGAUCUGGAGGAGAGGGGGGACCUGAUGACGAGGGUGGAGUUACCCAGGAGGGGGAGCUUCCUGAAACCGGGGGCGCCGAGGUUGCCGAAUAAUGUCAAUGGGGGAACGCCACUUGGGUUCACGGAGUUGUUUGAUGAGUUCAGGAAUCAGGAGGGACUGACUAGUGUUGAUGAUAUUUUGGCUACGAUUAUUGAUCCUGAAGGAAUGUCCUUCAACGAACUGAAGCCCCUCUACAAGGAAUUUCUCUUGAAGCUAGCGUCAACAUUAACUCAAGACGAACUUUACCAACGGUCAGCCAACAUAAUGAAGCGCCGGAGAAGACCCUCCCGACGACGAUCGAUGAGGAAACCGUGCCUCCUGGGUCGGGCGAUCAAACGAUCAGUAUCAAAAAUCAAGACCGGACCAACCGAGUUCACGUCUGUUAUUUUCCCAGCGAGAAAGUUCAACGAGAAUUUUGACAGCAGCUCCUCCUGCGAUGCCAGGAACAGCAGGAGAGUAUUGGCCAGUAGACUGAGCAGGAGGAGGUCCUCCUGGAAGAGGACGAAGGGUUUGACUACCUCCGAGGACAGUGACACAGGUCGCAGAAUGGGUCGUAAUACCGGAGCAGGAGCUAAUAGAAGUAGCAGCGGUUACGUAAGCUGCAGUGAAUGCAGCUAUGACUCUGAAUCAUGCACCUGCAUAUCAGCGGACAAAUGCUACUGUUCAUUACCCCGAAGAUCACCACCACAGAGUUCAAGCAACAAUGCAAUUGUCUGCGGUUGCGACACUGACAGCUGCUCCGAGAGCAACAAGUGUUACUGCCCUCGACGUACCAUUCAACCCAGUAUUAUGGAGCAAUUGAGACAACGUGGGAUUGUUCCAUCAGAGGGUACAUUGUCGAGAGGUGGAAGUCCCGAGAGAUACAGAGUAUCAAGAUCCUCCAAGGGUCAAACAUCGUCGAGGAGCCUCGAGUACACAAACAUAAGACCAUCGCCAGGCAGAAGCAGUUCGGACAAUUUAGCCCUAGAUUAUGAGCUCUUCAGUCCUGGAAAAAAAUCCCAGUGUUCAGCUGGCAGUGAGAAAGUCCUUGUGGUGAGCGCUCGUGAUCCUCAGGGACGAUUGGUCUACGUGGGUGGAGCAGAGAGGAAGAAAAAAUCAUCGUCCAGUGGAGCUCACAGGACUGGAGCUCAUCAUGAAGCUUUAUCAAUAAAAAAAAGUGCUGAAAUUGCUGCUGUCUUUGGUGACUCGACUGUCAGGGGCUGCAGAAGGACCGAUAGUUUCUCCAGCAUGAGAAGCUCCAUCAGUCUAGAAGCUGGACUUGGAUAUUUACCUUAAUCACUUUAUUUAUUAUUACAAUUUUUAGUUGAGAGUGAAGAUGUCAGGGAGAAAAAAUCAUUGAAUUUGGGAGGAAUUUAUUUACUGUUUAUUCUGAGAAUGUCUCGAACGAGAGGUCUCGGUAGAAAAAUUAGCGAAAGAUAUUUUAAGAGAAAAAUUUUAUGAAGUUCAACAAAUCUUUUGAGGGAAAAUUAUGUUGAAAACUGAAAGUAUCUGGAUUUUUUCGCAACAAAAUACGGAAUGCAGUAGUAAAAUUGUAAGAGGAGAUAAAUAACUUUGAGCGUUGGGGACAACAGUGUUUAAUAAAUGCUAAGUAUUCAAAUACCUUCGGCCUUGAUAUUUUCCACGUCCUGAGUAACGAAGCAUUGGAAUAUUUUGGAUUUUGUAUAUGCAAAGUAAUUAGGUAUUUAAGUAUUUUGUAUUUAUGAUCAAUCAGAAUGCUGAAUAUUUUGGUAUUUAUUACUUGACAGAUGUCUAAAUAUCAAGUAAAAACGUAUUUGGUAUUCAUGAUGGAUCAUGUCCUCCUCUUUUCGCAGUGAGAGAUAAUGUUUUGAGUAUAUGUAUUAGGUUUCACUGUUUCAUUAAAUGUAGAAGUACCUUUUAAUUGAUUAUGGGAAUUCAAUUCUAAUUAAUAUGAGGACAUUCGUUUUUUUCCUAUAUUAAAGAAGAAUUUUUUCCAGAAUCAUUUACUUUCUUGGGGGCUUCGUUUUAAUUACGAAGGAAUGAAAAUCUUCACAUAAAUCUAUCUCUACCUAAAUUAGAAUUAAAUUCCAAUAAGCAAUUAAAAGCUACUCCUAAUUUAAUCGAAAAAGUGGAAAGCGAUUUAUACAAGAAGAACAACAGCUCGCAUUUCAAAAAGAUGAGGCCUUUAUUCAAGUCAGCAUUAAAUUCUAAUAAUGGAUUUGAAAGGAUGAGAAGGUGGGGUGAUAAACAAUCCUUUAAAGUAGCCUCUUAAUCAUUCAAAGAGAAAAGUUUGACUGCUCUUACAUUUAGUAUCUCCAGGUAAUUCAACUUGAUCUACUGAUGUGAAUUUAAAGUCUUCAUUUGAUACAAAACCACCGAGUGAGUUAAGUUGACUCAAAAUUAGUGGUGCCCCAUCAGGUGCAACUCAAGUGCAUUCUUCUUCCCCACAUUACAAAUUACGAUCACAUAACAAUAAUAAUAUCAUAACUCAGUUUUUCUAUGAUAUUUUUAUUCCAUAACAAGAUUGAUUUUCACCUCUGCAGCGUUAAUUGUUCGUGAAAGCGAGUGUUAUUAUCGGUCUUUUAAUGUUUAAGGGAAAAUCGUCGAAAUGAAAAUCGAAAAAAAUGCCAAACCCCUUGCUCUUCUAAUAAAAAUGAAUCCGGUACUUAGCAUUUUCAUUUUUAAUAUUAUAAAUAAAUAUUUCAAUGGGCUCUGUAAAAAUGACAAUUUUAAUUUUCUUUUUUUACACAAAUCGGUGUAGAAAGUCGAGCUGGAACUUUCAAAAGAAAUUUCAAAAUUUCUUAAAGAAUAUUCUCAAAAAAAUUAAACCCUAUUUUCCAUGUCCGUCAAUUCUAUUCUCAAAUUCCUUGAGUAUUAAAUAAAAUAAAUAUAUUAUUUUUAACUGUCAAACGCAAUUACGAUCGCCCCCCUAUCAGUUACCGAAUUAAAUAUUUCGACAUUUUUUAACAUUUGGACGUUUUCAAUCUCCUGCGCUCUUUAAAAUUCGAUGGAAUAUAACUUUUUCCUUGUGUUCAGGCUUUGAAAGGAAUAUCAUGGUAGCAAAAUUCAAGAACUUUCAAGUUUCAACGUCUUAAUCUUCCCUCAAAACCCCCUCCAAUAAAUCUACUGGUGUUAAACCCAUUUACAGAAUAAUCUGCACAAGAUCUAAAAUAUCCAGUUUUACCAAUUUACUGCAUUUUUUUAUUUUUCACUGAAUUGCGUGAUAUCUUCAGGAAAAUUCAAUGGACAAGUACCUGCAAACGUAAUGUUAAGGGAAUCUCUGUAGUUGAAUAAUCUCUUUUUCUCCUUUUUUUAUUUGAUUUUUAACUGAAGCGAAGAAUAAUGCUUUCACCACGAGGGUGAGAUUU
This is a messenger RNA of Diachasmimorpha longicaudata, 7437 nucleotides long. RefSeq lists its product as uncharacterized. The transcript has 6 exons. The record is from RefSeq and is a predicted model, not a curated record. NCBI's taxonomy places the organism in Eukaryota, Metazoa, Arthropoda, Insecta, Hymenoptera, Braconidae. Bases 2117 to 5386 code for a protein of 1089 amino acids.